Messenger RNA from Ictalurus furcatus (blue catfish), 748 nucleotides. RefSeq names its product lactose-binding lectin l-2-like. Lineage: Eukaryota; Metazoa; Chordata; Actinopteri; Siluriformes; Ictaluridae. Gene Ontology annotation, molecular function: signaling receptor activity. The transcript has 8 exons. The coding region runs from base 51 to 593 and encodes 180 amino acids. The record is from RefSeq and is a predicted model, not a curated record.
ACACCAAGCAAGAAGACACUCCUGAUUAAAUUGCAGAAAAAUCCAGAACUAUGGCUCGUCAGACUGAAGUGAUGUUGCUUCUUAUUCUCACCACAGCAGCAACAGUCUUUGCUGAUGUGGUGAAUCCUCAGACAGCGGCUGAUUUUGAUCAGAUCGUGAAAGAAUCCAAAGAACAUCGCGUAGACAGCAAAUGCUCCACAUGCUGUCCAAAUGGCUGGGUGAAAUAUGAGAGACGAUGCUUCUCGUAUCAGGCCGGAAUGGACUGGGCUUCUGCUGAGAAACGCUGUCUAGCUCUCGGUGCACACUUGGUCUCAAUCCACAACGAAAAACAAUAUCAACUGGUUAAGGCCGUUAUCCGUGCUCAUGACCCCCGGGAGAAUCCAACAUGGAUUGGCCUCAGUGGCUGUCAGAAGAGAAAUAACUUUUUUUGGUCUGAUGGCACCAAAUUGACUUACACCAAGUGGAGUCCAAAUGAACCCAAUUUUAAAAGUGGAGAGUGCUGUGUGCAUAUGAACUGGAGUGGCAGUAAGAACUGGAACGACAUUCCGUGUCAUCACAGCUAUCCCUUUGUGUGCACCAAGAGUAUUUACUGAAAUGCUCCCAGCUUCACCUUACCAACUAUAAUACAAUAUUGGAAAGGUUUUCCUUGUCACUAAUGGAUUUACAAAAAAUUACUGUGGCAACUUACCAUAAAUAGAGCAAGAAAAAAAAUCUUUAAAAAAAAAUAAAAUAAAUUGUAUUUCAUUAA